Cetraspora pellucida is the source of this 426-nucleotide messenger RNA. Lineage: Eukaryota; Fungi; Glomeromycota; Glomeromycetes; Diversisporales; Gigasporaceae. The record is from the annotation of a GenBank genome assembly.
AUGGAACUUGAUAUUGAUUUGGAAAAGAGUCAAAAUUUGAAAAGACUAUGUGAACCUAACCAACUUUCAGCAUCUAACAGCACUUUAUAUAUAGUUGAUUUUCAACACUUGUUAUGUUUUUAUAUAGAUAAUGUACUUACUUCUGCUUUACAAAAAUUUGUUAGUGAAAAAACAUGUUGGUUUAAAGAAUAUAGACUAUUAAAGAAGUCUCAACCAGUUGUAGCAAAUCUAUUUGUAAUUAAAUGUUAUAGUCAACCAUCUAAUCAACUUAAGAAUGUAUUGAAAGAUAUUACAGGCACACAUUACAAAAUGCUUGGCUCCAAUAAGGCAGUUUUGGAAGAAAGUAAUAUUCAAGAAAGAAAAAAGAACAAAUGUACUAAAUGCAAGAAGUAUAGGCAUAACAUUCAAACUUGUGAUGCUGACUAA